UGCAACAAAAAAAUUUGGUUGAUGUCAUAAAAUAUAGAAUUUAAGUACAGCAAGCAAUUCUUAGUAGCGAAUCUGCCACUGCCCUUCACGUCUCCCUCACAGGUCAGCCACAGAGUUCCCAUCGUUCUCUCUUUCUCUCCCUUCCACCAACCAACGCAAGCGAUCGAGAGAGACAGAGAGAGUAAGAUCAGCAAGUAUGGGUGAGGUGGAGGAAUCCGGUGAAAUGAAUAGCAGUGAAAGGCUCGUGGGAAUAAUUUAUGAUGAGAAGAUGUGUAAGCAUCAUACUCCUGAUGGUGAUUCUCAUCCAGAGAAUCCCAAUCGCAUUAGGGUUAUUUGGAACAAGCUCUUAGCCAAUAACAUUCCUCAAAGGUGUGUGGUUUUGAGUGGGAAAGAAGCAGAAGAUAAAUAUUUAAUGGCCGUUCACUCUGAAAAUCAUGUUAAUUUGAUUAGAAAUAUAAGCUCCAAACAGUUUGAUUCACGAAGAAAUAGGAUUGCUUCAAAACUGAAUUCAAUUUACUUUAAUGAGGGAUCAUCUGAAGCUGCUUACCAUGCGGCCGGCUCCGUUUUAGAGCUUGCUGAGAGAAUUGCAAAAGGGGAUUUGAAUUCUGGUGCUGCGAUUGUUAGGCCUCCUGGACAUCAUGCUGAAUAUGAUGAGGCGAUGGGUUUUUGCCUAUUCAAUAAUGUGGCAGUGGCAGCGAGUUUUCUAUUAGAUGAAAGACCAGAAUUGGGUGUUAAAAAGAUUUUGAUUGUUGACUGGGAUGUUCAUCAUGGAAAUGGCACUCAAAAGACAUUUUGGAAUGAUUCUCGGGUCUUAUUUUUCUCUGUUCAUAGGCAUGAGUUUGGGAGUUUUUACCCAGGGAAUGAUGAUGGCUUUUAUACUAUGAUUGGAGAAGGACCAGGUACGGGAUAUAAUAUAAAUGUCCCUUGGGAGCAUGCAAGAUGUGGGGAUGCAGAUUAUCUUGCUGUUUGGGAUCACAUCUUGAUCCCUGUUGCUAAGAAAUUUGAUCCUGACAUGAUUAUAGUAUCUGCAGGAUUUGAUGCAGCUGUUGGUGAUCCUCUUGGUGGAUGUUGUGUCACUCCAUAUGGAUACUCAGUAAUGUUGAAAAAGUUGAUGGAUUUUGCACAAGGUAAGAUUAUGUUGGCAUUAGAAGGAGGAUACAACCUUGAUUCUAUAGCAAAUUCAUUUCUUGCAUGCAUGAAAGUUCUUCUUGAAGACAAGCCUGUCAGUGGGUCUGUAGAGGCAUACCCAUUUGAGUCGACAUGGCGUGUGAUACAAGCGGUUCGCAAGAAAUUAAGUCCCUACUGGCCUGCACUUGCAGAUGAAUUACCAUUAAAGUUGACUAUUCAAAAUGCCCCUCAUCCGCAUAUUCUUAUCUCAAACUCUGACUCUGAAGGUGAGGAUGAAAAGGCUCCAAAUAUUGUGUCAGAAAUUGUUCAGGAGGUCAUGGAACCCUUUUCGAAGCUGAAAGUUGAAGAUAACCAAGAUCAAGUGGCUACAUCUUCUACCUCUUGGAGAUCUGAGCUUUCAAAGAUUGACAUUUGGUAUGCUUCUUUUGGAUCAAAUAUGUGGAAGCCUAGAUUCCUAUGCUAUAUUGAAGGUGGUCAGGUAGAUGGUAUGAAGAAGCCAUGUACUGGUUCAAUGGACAAAAACCUGCCAAAAGAGAUUUUGUGGAAAAAUUUCCCACACAGACUAUACUUUGGUCGUGAUUCUACACGUACAUGGGGCCCUGGGGGAGUUGCUUUUCUUCAUCCUGAUAAUAGUGUUGGUGAAAAAACUUACAUGUGCCUGUAUAAAAUAACACUAGAGCAGUUCAAUGAUGUUUUGCUUCAAGAAAAUGUAUCGAGUUAUCAGAUGAAUUCACCUGUAUUUGAUUUGGCUGCACUACAGUCUAUCAAGAACAAGGGGUCCAUUUCUUUGGAGGUUUUCAAGAGCGGCUGGUACCGUAAUGUUGUUUACUUGGGAAAUGAGCGUGAUAUUCCUAUACUGACUAUGACGUGUUCGAUUUCUGAUGCUGAAAGCUUUAAACUUGGAGAGUUUCCCUUGCGCCGUCCUUCUAAAGAGUAUGCCAAUACCUUAGUGAAGGGCCUGGUUGAAAGUGGACAACUCUCAGAAGAGGAAGCCAUUGCUUACAUAGAAGAAGCUUCUUCGAAACCACUGUGUUAGCAACCUCAGUCUUAUUUAAUAUCUUCAUGUAAAUGUUUGAAAUCAGUAGGCUUGAUGAAACAGUCAUUCGUGCUCUUCUGACAGGAAGUUUGAGAGUGUAUUACUGUAUGUCCUAUGAAUACUCCUGAUUCUGGCCAAACCUUUCAAUAUUGGCAAUUGGCAUUGCUGUGGGUCUGAAGAUCCCAUUGAUCCAUGAUGUGUUGCUGUUCAUCAUUCCUCCUACGAUGACUGAUGUAGAGACAUUUUUACUAGCGAUGCAGCUGAUUUUCUUUUUA
This is a messenger RNA of Populus trichocarpa (black cottonwood), 2439 nucleotides long. RefSeq names its product histone deacetylase 5. The record is from RefSeq and is a predicted model, not a curated record. Gene Ontology annotation, molecular function: histone deacetylase activity. Lineage: Eukaryota; Viridiplantae; Streptophyta; Magnoliopsida; Malpighiales; Salicaceae. The transcript has 15 exons. Gene Ontology annotation, cellular component: histone deacetylase complex. Gene Ontology annotation, biological process: chromatin organization. Bases 197 to 2164 code for a protein of 655 amino acids.